AUGGCUUAUUGGCGGAGUUACCGAAAGUUCUCUGCUGAAGCAAUUGCCCGUGCAUCCUCAGAUGAUGUAGAAUGUAAUGAAGAGGACAGUCCUGAGCCUUUAAGCCCUGCAUGUUCAAGUGAUCUUUUGCAAGAUAGUCAUAGUGAUGAGAUAUCAAAUCAUAGUGAUUCAGAUAAUCCUGAACAGAUAUAUAGCUCUGCUUCUGAUACUGAAAUUCCGGAAAGUGAAAGUGAAGAAAAUGUACCUGCACAUUCUAAUGAUCCAUCAGAAACAGUGAGAGGGGAUCUUGCUACCUGGACAACAAAAAAUAAAUGCCAACGUACUACUGUAAAUGAGUUACUUCAAAUUCUUCAAGGGCAGGGACUCUGCCUUCCGAAAGACAGUCGCACCCUUUUGCAAACUCCUCGAGAAGUAGUGACUUCUUCUAAGUGUGGUGGGCAGUAUAUAUACCUGGCUAUCGAAGCUGGUAUAACUGAUAUUCUUUCAAGGAACUCAUCAUUAAUAGAAAAGCACACUAAAGUUGAUCUGAUGAUUAACGUUGAUGGCCUGCCUUUGUUUAAAUCUUCCACUUCCCAGUUCUGGCCUAUUUUAGGUUAUUUUAAUAAGGUCGAAGUCUUUGUUGUUGCACUUUUUUAUGGUAAUUCUAAACCAAGUUCUGUGGAUGAUUAUCUUAAUGAUUUAGUCAAAGAACUUGAUAAACUGAAGAUUCAUGGUAUACACUUUGAAGGAAGGCAUUUUCCCUUUAAUCUGAAGUGUUUCUGUUGUGAUGCUCCUGCAAGAUGUUUCUUAAAAGGUAUAGUUGGUCAUACAGGCUAUUUUUCCUGUGAGCGGUGCAUAGUUAAGGGGUCAUGGAAUGGCAGAGUUGUUUUUAACAAUGAUAAGGUGUUUGCACCAAGGACGGAUGACGAAUUCUCCAACUUCACUUAUGAUCACCACCAAAAAUGUGCUUCCCUUCUAGCUUCACAUGGUGUUUCAUGCGUUAAGCAGUUUCCACUUGACUACAUGCACCUUGUAUGUUUAGGUGUCACUCGGCAUUUGCUUAGUUUUCUUAAACAAGGGCCGAAAAUUUGCAAGCUGUCUUCCAGACAUAUACUGCAAAUAUCCGAAAAGUUGAUAUUGUUACAUGGAAACAUGCCAAGUGAAUUUGCUAGACAACCAAGGUCACUGGUUGAACUUGAUCGCUGGAAAGCAACUGAGUUUCGUCAAUAUUUGCUAUAUACUGGGCCUGUUGUGUUGAUCUGACCAGCACUUCCUUUCUCUGUCUAUUACUAUUUCUAUAAUGCUAGACAUGAAUACUGUGAAGCAAAACUCAUAUCUGCAGUAUGCAAGAGAGUUGAUAACUCAUUUUGUAAAUAACUGCAAGUCUUUGUAUGGUGAUACAUUUGUGGUGUACAAUGUACACAACCUUCUUCACUUGCCUGACUUUGAUAUAUAGAGUAAACUAAUUGCUUUGCCGUAUGGUGCUUUGUAAUGUAUUUUAAUGCUGUCAAGUGACCAUUUUUACAUAAUUUACAUAGUUUUUUUCUAAAGGGUGGGGCUGUUGUACAUAGUAGAAUAGUCUGCAUUUAAGUCAGAGUCAAACGUAAACGACAGUUGAUGGGAGUUGUCUCUAUCUUUGAUAGCUGUUCUUAAUGCUUUAUUAACUUUCACACGUCUUUUAUUAAAAGUUGUGUGGACAAGAGCUGUUUGGGAGGAAGGAAACAAGAUACACGAAGGUGUAAUUCCAAAGGUGUGGAUUGAAAACAACACAGUGACAUGGCCAUCUGGAUUGAACGUAAGAAAACCACAUGCUGAAAAACAAACACUUUGUGCUAACUGGAAAACCUUUCCGCUUAUUAAAAUCAAAUGUUCUGCAGGUCAGUCAUUUUAUUGAAGAUAAAAUACGUAUUACUGCAUGAAAAAACAAAUAUGUGUGACGUAUUAAUAACCUAACAAAAUACUGUUGCAGCGACACAGUUCUACAUUUUUCUGUUUUUUACUAUGAAAGUUUUACGCAUAAGUACUUUGUUCUUUAAACCAGAUGACAAAACAAGUUUGCGACAAUUAUGAAUUUACCACCACUGCUGAAGUAGGUGAUGAUGAUGAAGACGAAUAUAAGAAACAGAAGGCAAGUCGGGGAAAAAAGGGUGCCAAAGGUUAGCUGUUAGAAUAUAUGUGUUUUCUAAAGAUGAGCUACAGUCCUUUCUGUGCAUAUUUUUUGCACAUAUCAAAAUUCCAGAGAUUGCAGAGGUCCCCGACCAUUGAAAUUUUAAUUUGAUUAUUUGACUAUAUCGUAUUACAAAAUGUACAAAUAUGCCAAAUAACGUAAUGUAAGCAAUGACAGUGUUAUGAACAGAACAUACACGCAGAACAGACUUUACCCAUCAUUAAGCUUGUUUUCCACUUCGCCAGUACCGUAUCGUAUCAAAAUGUUUUUAAAUUUCAAAAUUUCGUAAAUAUUGAUUGGUUAGUACUUCUGUAGGACGCCAAAAAGUUGACUUGCAAUGAACAUUUCAUUUUGCUACGUGAAUACACCUGGAAGUAUGCGGACUUAUAAACCUCUUUUCAAUCUGCGCAUGCUCACCAGUACAUUUCGCUACGAUACGGGCGAAGUGAAAAACAGGCUUUAAUUAUUACGAAGACUUUAAUGCUCAAGUAUUUAUCCUUCCCAUGAAGAGAAAUCUUUGGAAACUUGCCACCUUAUUAUCUUAUAGGUUAUUUUUGUACUUUGCAUACUUAUAAUUUUUUUUGUCUUUUGCAGCGAAACAAAUUUUCGACUCGUCAGACAAUAAUUCAGAUCAUGACUGUGAAGAUGCCAACUGUAUGUGUCAGAAUCAACUUUUAAAACCUCGUCCAUUUAGUAUGCUCUGUGCUUUAUGCUUUUGCUCUGCUAGUUCAGUACAAUACAACACAUAUGUGUGUGAUACUGCAUCUACUCAAAACCCAUUCGUGAACUUUAUUCUAGUGACGCUUGUUUAUUUUUUAGCGAUAUCAGAAUUUCCACCUCCACCAAUGAAAUUUCAGACGUCAAAGAAUCAAAAAAGAUCACGGUCAAGAUCGAGAAGUUCUCUUCGAGAAAAAGAGAAUAACAAACCAUGUAGCAAACGACCGAAUGAACGUAAGCUUUUCGCAUUUAAGAAAAAUUAG
Molecule: messenger RNA, 3126 nt
Organism: Paramuricea clavata
Lineage: Eukaryota; Metazoa; Cnidaria; Anthozoa; Malacalcyonacea; Plexauridae
Source: the annotation of a GenBank genome assembly